ACGGGAUUUGGAAUUUUGUACAUUUGGAGUUCAUCAUUGGUUAACUUUAUAUUAACUUCAUAACUUCGUUAAUUGUAUCAUCGCGUCUGGAAUUAUAAUGCCGAAUGCUAAGCAGAAGUCCAAGCGGACAACUGUCGACCAGGCCGGGUCCUCACGUCCACGGAGAACUGCAACUGCAACAGCUCCGCCUUCCCAGCCCGGAUCAGAGCCUCUCGUCCAGGCACCGCAGCCGAACGCCGGAGUGGAGCAGCGGGGACCUGGUCCAUCCGCAAGUUGCCAGUCACAUACGAUUCUGCUCAUAGGCGAUUCCAUGAUCCACUGGUUAGCCGCCUUCGCGCAUCGUAAGGGAAAACAAGGUUUGGGGUCGGCAGCCAACGUCGUUUGGAGAGGAAGGAGGGGCCUUAAGCUAGGUCAACUAAGUGGACAUGUCCAACGGGUGCUGCCCGGUUCCUCUCCGUCGCACCUAGUUCUGUACGUGGGGACGAACGACGUCGGGCAAGCUAAAAAACACGAAUUGUUCUUGCUUUUGGAUACAACGCUCGGACGAUUGCACGAACAUUUCCCCAAUGCCCGCAUGAUUUGGUCGGAUAUUUUGCCGCGCAGGACCUACAGCGGCUUCAGUAAAGACGAGCAGCUCAAAAUUGAUCGGACGCGGCGAGCUCUAAACAAGCACGCCAGGCGCAUAUGCCGCACGAUCGGGGGCAGUGCUUUGACUCACCUGGGCAUCAGGCACGAGCGGCGCGAGCUGUUUAGGAGAGAUGGUAUUCAUCUCUCCGAGACCGGAAAUAAUAUGUUUCUUCAUAGCCUUAUUAAGGGGUUGGAAAACAUGGCAUAGAUUUUCGUGGAGUUUUUUGUUAUUCAAGUCAUAAUGAAACGUAGUAAUCACGUUUGUUUCGGGUAAUUGGUCUAUUUUUAUUUAGCUCAAGCUUUGUAAUUACAAAACUCGUACGUUAUAGCAAAAGAGACUUAUCAGGCUAGUGGUUUUUAUUAAGAUGUUAAGUUGAUUUAAUUAAUGUAUAUAUAUAUAUAUAUAUAUACAGUAUAUAUUUCCCCAUUUUGAUGUUUAAAGGUAGUUAUUAGGUUUCGGGUAAUUGGUUUAUUUAGCUCGAGCUUUAAAAGC
Molecule: messenger RNA, 1120 nt
Organism: Strongylocentrotus purpuratus (purple sea urchin)
Lineage: Eukaryota; Metazoa; Echinodermata; Echinoidea; Camarodonta; Strongylocentrotidae
Exons: 2
Coding region: 98-835 (245 amino acids)
Source: RefSeq, a predicted model, not a curated record